AUGCGCGGGAAAAAAAAAGGGGAGAGGGGGGAAAGGGAGGCGAAGGAUGUAGCCACCGAAGGCUGUUUGCCGCAGCCCACUGGAAAGUGGAGACUCACCCUUGCCAUGGCCCCUGGUUUCUUAUCCCAAACAAAUGGUAGUAUCAGCGUACCCACCAACCCCACCAUCUCUUUUAUGCCACCCCAUCACCCCAACAGGAUUCCACAUCCCCCUCCCAUCCCUCUCCUCGUGGGCAAGGAACCAAUCCAACCCUAAGCCUUCGAUUUAUAUAUACGUAUCAAUCUAAAGCAACUCAUCCCAGUCCCUUGCUCUGGUUUUUUUUUUUUAAUUUUAAAAGUCCCAUCUUUUUCCCCAUUCUUUGGUAACAAGAGCGGGACAUUCUCUAGGGUUUCUAAUUUCCCUCUCUGUUGCUCCGGUGGGCGCUGGUGAUUGGUUUCUCGGGGUAAGGUUCUUCUUCCUUGAUGAAAAUUGAGGGCAGCUUGGCGUCGCGCAGAGAAUUGGCGUCGGAGAGGGGCAGGCCGGCGUCGGAGAGGAGCAGGAAGCGCCGGAGGAGGCCGGGCUCGAUGCCGGCGCUGGUCCAGAGGCUGUUCGAGACCUGCAAGGAGGUCUUCGCCGAUGGCCGGGCCGGUUCCGUGCCGUCCCCCGAGGACGUCGAUCGACUUCGGUUCAUUCUAGAUAACAUGGAUGCAUCAGAUGUUGGUCUAAGUCAAAACAUGCCAUAUUUUUGGAAUACGGAUCGCCAAGGAACUCCUCCAAUAACAUACCUACAUGUUUACGAGUGUGAUAAGUUCUCGAUUGGUAUUUUUUGUUUGCCUCCAUCAGGUGUCAUUCCACUUCAUAAUCACCCUGGUAUGACCGUAUUUAGCAAGCUUCUCUUUGGCUCCAUGCACAUCAAGUCAUAUGACUGGGUUGAUGUUCCUAAAUACUCCAGUGAUGUCAUCAACCCUGCACACUCAGUUCAAUCUCCAGGAGUGAGCUUGGCAAAGGUAAAGACCAAUGCCAUCUUUACAGCACCAUGCGACACCGCCAUUCUUUAUCCAGCAGAUGGUGGCAACAUGCACUGUUUUACUGCAAGGACAUCUUGUGCAGUGCUGGACGUCCUAGGUCCUCCUUAUUCCGAUCCUGAAGGAAGGCACUGCACCUAUUACAAUGAUUUCCCUUAUGCAAGCUUUCCUGGAGCUGCGGUUCUGGCGCCUGGUGAGGCUGAGGAGUAUGCUUGGCUGGAAGAGAGGGAGAAGCCGGAUGACUUUGUUGUAUUUGGGGCAAAAUAUAGGGGUCCAAGAAUCAUGGAGCGUUGAUUUAUAUGAUGAUUUUGGCAGCUAAGCAAAACAAGGUUCUCUGCAGUUUGGGUGUAUAUACACAACUUGAAAAGAAAGAGGUGAAAGAAUAGAAUUCCUGAAAGGGGGUUGUUCGCGCUCUUUGACAGAUCCUUCGUUUCCUAGGUAGACCUUAGUGGAAGAAUUGCCGAGGCAUGGAAUAGCUUGUAUCUUUAGUUCAGUUCAGUUAUCAUCGCGUCCUAGUGAAGAAUUCAAUUCCUUGUCUUCUUAUUUCAUAAAAAAGGUUUUCUUUGUUGCUCAAAAUCAUGAAACGUGGAUUCCAGUCAAUAAUCAUGUUAACGGUUCUUUUGAUAAUUUAAUUCAAGGUUUCCUUUUCUUUGUA
Messenger RNA from Elaeis guineensis (African oil palm), 1659 nucleotides. The record is from RefSeq and is a predicted model, not a curated record. NCBI's taxonomy places the organism in Eukaryota, Viridiplantae, Streptophyta, Magnoliopsida, Arecales, Arecaceae.